This is a messenger RNA of Zeugodacus cucurbitae (melon fly), 886 nucleotides long. RefSeq lists its product as uncharacterized. The transcript is spliced from 2 exons. The coding region runs from base 270 to 869 and encodes 199 amino acids. The record is from RefSeq and is a predicted model, not a curated record. Lineage: Eukaryota; Metazoa; Arthropoda; Insecta; Diptera; Tephritidae.
UCAGCCAAUUUAAAAAAAAAAAAAAAUUGGCGACAGUGAUAUUCUUUUUAUCCCGUUGCUUUGUUGUGCGUACAUACGUACAAAUUAAUGUAUGUAUGUACAUAUAUUGCAUCAGCUAACUUAGAAAAAUUUUACUUGGCGACAGUGAUUUUCUUUUUAUCCCGUUGCUUUUUUGUGAAGUUGUGAAGUGUCACAUUUCAGUUGCUCUUGUGUUGUAUUGCGUGCUAGUUGUGUUAUUAUAUUAGUUGUAUUAUUAUAUUAUAUUCAAAAUGUGCGAUAUAUAUGGUGAACCAAGCCAAGGAAACGAUGAAUUCUUGGAAUUAUUAAAAUCUUGGGGCUUGCUAAAUGAAAUAAUUGAUACCCUGAUUGAACGGGGGGUUAAUUCCUUUCUCAUUCUUGAGAAAAUGCAAAUUGACGACGUUGACGCUUUUUUCAAUAGAUGUGACGCAAAAUAUUUCGGAGAACGCAUAAAAUUUAAAGCCGGUUUGAGGGAGUGGCGAACAAAAAAGGGUAUUCCAUUUAUUUGUGACCAAGAGACACAAACUGCAAACACCGAAGUCUUAGAUUGGCUGAAAAAAAUAUCCAGUGAUUUGUCUUCCGUCAAUUCGGGAGAAUGUAGUAUGCUACCUUGUUCGCCUCAAACAAAGAAUUUCAAUCUACGCGAGCUUUUAAAAACAUCAGUAAAGGGACAACUUGCUUUAAGUUAUCAAGAAAAGCAUGGCUACUUGGACAGUAAAAACCAAAAAAAUUUAACACAUUGCAUCGUUGACAACUAUAUUGGUUUAGGACGCAAAAUGCAAUACUCAGAUAUGAGGGAAUGGGCGAAUGAAAUUGUUGCGGUAUUUCCUAAAGAAAAGAAGGUAAGGUAAUUGCACGAAUUCGAUUA